Messenger RNA from Pogoniulus pusillus (Red-fronted tinkerbird), 3405 nucleotides. RefSeq names its product nucleotide binding oligomerization domain containing 1 (gene NOD1). Gene Ontology annotation, molecular function: protein binding. The transcript has 13 exons. Lineage: Eukaryota; Metazoa; Chordata; Aves; Piciformes; Lybiidae. Gene Ontology annotation, biological process: regulation of apoptotic process. The coding region runs from base 317 to 3163 and encodes 948 amino acids. The record is from RefSeq and is a predicted model, not a curated record.
GCAGUCUCCUUGGGAACAGCUGUCCCAAUGAGGAGUGAAUUCCCAAGCUCACCCAGAAGUGGAAGUGCUUUUUCAGUAUUCAGGAUCCUUCUGCGCCUUCACCUACAGCAUUUACAUUUGUGUCCCCAUGACUGAUACCACACAGGUCACAAGAAUUGCCCUGGAAGUGAAUCCAGCACCUGGAGUGCCCAAGCUUGGGGCAGGCAGAGGCCAGAAGGUUUCAUUCCACAAAGCCAACCCCAGGCUGACUUCCCCGGGGCCGUGGGCGCUUUGUCGAAGAUGAGGCAAGGCAGAGCAGCUUCUCACUCUCUCAGCUAUGGAAAGCCACCACCUCUGUGCUAGCCUGGAGAAGCCCCCAGGAGGCAGUCCUCCCUCCUUCAUCGCUCUGCUGAGGGUGUACCGAGAGCUGCUGGUGAGCAGGAUCCGCAACACGCAGUGUUUGCUCGACAACUUGCUGACCAACGACUACUUCUCCGCUGAGGAUGCAGAGAUUGUUGUCCAGUUCCCAACUCAAGCAGAUAAGGUUCGCAAAAUUCUGGACUUGGUUCAAAGCAAGGGAGAAGAAGUCUCAGAAUAUUUCAUCCUUGUCCUGCAGAAAGUCACUGAUGCUUACUAUGAACUUCAGCCUUGGCUGGAUCAAAUAGGUUAUGAGCCUUCGGCGUGCAUGUGUGGUAAACCCGUGGUAAACACAGACCCAGUCAGCAGGUAUUGCCAGAAGCUGAGAGAGGAGCUGGGCCGGGACUCCAAGUUUGUGAUGUCCUAUGGGCAGAGGGAAGAGAUGCUGCUGGAGGACAUCUACGCUCCCAGCAUCAUGGAGCUGGUCAGCUUCACCAACGAGAGCCUAGGCCAUGUAUGUCAACUGGAAGCCCUUUUUGAUGAUGCACUUGGGCUAAUUAAUGAAGAUGGAGAAACAAUUUACGUCUUUGGUGACGCAGGAAUCGGCAAAUCCAUCUUGCUGCAGAGGAUUCAGAGCCUUUGGGCCAGGAGAGAACUGGAUGUGGGGGCCAAGUUUCUCUUCCGCUUCCGCUGCAGGAUGUUUAGUUGCUUUAAGGAAGACGAAGCCAUAUGCUUGCAAGACCUGCUCUUCAAAUACAACUGCUACCCAGACCAGGACCCCACUGAGGUGUUCCAUCACAUCCUACAGUUCCCUCACACAGUUCUUUUCACGUUUGAUGGCUUCGAUGAGAUCUAUUCCAGCUUUGACCUCAGUGGUGUGCCCGAGGUGUGUUCCCCCAAGGAAGCCAUCCACCCGCUGAUGCUGCUGGUGAGCCUCCUCAGAGGGAAGCUGCUGAAGGGCUCCAGGAAAAUCCUUACCGCUAGGACAGGAACUGAGAUCCAGAGAAACAUCAUUAGGAAGAAAGUGCUGCUGCGUGGCUUCUCCUGCAGCAACCUGAAGGAAUACACCGCUCGGUUCUUCAGGGAGGAGAGCCUGCGGGCGCUGGUGUGGGACCAGCUGGAGGCUAACCCCUACCUCUGCAGCCUGUGCUCGGUGCCUCUCUUCUGCUGGAUUAUCUUUAAAAGCUACGAGCACUUCCACUCCGUGUUUGACAGCCACGAGCUGCCAGACUGCUCUGUCACCUUAACAGAUGUCUUCCUGCUCAUGGUCGAAGUCCACCUGAACCGAUCGCUCAAAACGAGCCUGCUGAGGAGCACCCCCAGGAGCCGAGCGGAGGUGUUCCAGCCCAGGAGGGAAACUCUGCUGUCCUUGGGCAGGUUGGCAUGCAGAGGGAUGGAGAACUCCCUCUUCAUCUUCGAGCAGGAGGAGGUCUCCUCAGCCAGUGUCUCUGAAGGGGAUCUGCAGUUGGGCUUCCUCAGGACAGUGAAAGGUUACAGCGGCUGCAAUGAUCAGGCCACUUACGAGUUCCUGCACUUGACCCUCCAGUCCUUUUUCACGGCUUUGUUCCUGGUGGUUGAAGAGAAGGUGAGCGCCGGGGAGCUGCUGCGCUUCUUCAGCGAGUGCUCUUCCAGCGAGGCCGCCCAGCCCAGCUGCCUGCACAUUCCCUGGCUGAGGAAGCGGCUGGCGGGAGGGGAUCCUUUCAAGAACCACGAGCACUUGCACUUCACCAACCUCUUCCUCUGCGGGCUGCUCUCCAGAGCCAAGAAGAAGCUCCUGGGACACUUGGCCUCGCCCGCGGUCAUCAAGAGGAAGAGGAAGGCGCUGGUCGCCUACCUGGGGCAGAGCACCAAGUGCCACAUGAAAGGCUACGCCCGCUCCAGGCUCCUUGCCUACAACCAGGUGCAGCUGCAGCCCAACUUCGUGUGGCUGCUGCGCUGCCUGCACGAGGCGCAGAGCGCGCGCGCGUGGCGGCAGGCGGCCGGGCGCAUGCAGGCCAACUACCUGAAGCUCACCUACUGCAACGCCUGCGCCGCCGACUGCCGCGCCCUGGCCGUGCUGCUGCGCCACUGCCCGCGGCGCCUGGCGCUCGACCUGGACAACAACAACAUCAACGACUACGGAGUCAAGGAGCUGCUGCCUUGCUUCAGCAAGCUGGCGGUCAUCAGGCUCAGUGUAAAUCAGGUUACAGACCAUGGAGUAAGGAUCUUGUAUGAAGAACUCUCCAAGUACCAAAUUGUGACUUUCUUGGGCUUAUACAACAACCAAAUCACUGAUGUUGGAGCCAAGUACGUUGCAAAACUCAUUGAAGAGUGUUCAAGCCUUGAAUAUGUAAAGAUAGGGGCAAACAAGAUAACCAGUGAAGGAGGGAAGUGCCUUGCCCAGGCCAUCCAGAAGAGCAGAACAAUCUUUGAAAUUGGCAUGUGGGGUAACCAGGUUGGAGACGAAGGAGCAAAGGCAUUUGCAGAGGCCCUGAGGAACCACCCCAAGAUAACAAAUGUGAGUCUGGCACUCAAUGGCAUCACCACAGAAGGAGGCAAAAGCAUUGCUGAAGCUCUGCAGCACAACAACUCAGUGAAAAUAUUCUGGUUGACUAAAAAUGAGCUGGAUGAUGAAGCAGCAGUGAGUUUUGCAGAGAUGCUGAAGGUCAACAAGCAACUGACACAUCUCUGGCUUAUCCAGAAUCGAAUUACAGCCAAAGGGGUGAAGCACCUCAGUGAGGCACUCAAGGAGAACACAACUAUUAAGGAAGUCUGUUUGAACGGGAACCUGCUGAGCCAAGAAGAGGCCAAAGCUUUUGAGGAGGAGGAGCGCAUCGUCUGCUGCUGAGCCGGGGCUCUGCCCUCCCGCAGAGCUCCCACCCUCGGCCUGCAGGCCUUAGACAGGGCUCAGCCUGCAGUGCCUUUCUGUGAGCAUGCUGAGCUCCCUGGGCUCCAGCCCUGCCGCGGGGAGGGUGAUGCUUGUGUGGUGCUCUGAAGCUGCACGGCACAGUGCUGCAGAGCAGAGCGCUGGCAGGUGUCUGCACCUUGCUGACUUCAGUGUGCAGAAUAAAGCUAACCUCGGGUAAGCAA